AUGUGGUGGGCGGUGUGGUGUGCGGUGGUAGCUGCUGGUGCGGGAGCAGCGUCUGCGCCGGCGCCCGACUCCAUCGCACCUCUCGACUUGGUACAAAUGGACUCUCAGGCGACUGACGAUCUUCCGUAUGGUUCCCAGGAGGGCAUCAACUACGGUAUUCCCCCGAUGGGCAGUCGAUACGCUUCAGGCACUCCCUGGCUGUACCUCCUAGCAGAGAUGCCGCGUGAAUCACAGUUUAUGCAAGAGGUAGUUAUAACUAGAAUUAUGUCAAAUUACGUCAUUGAUAAAGUACCCAUUACAUAUUUGAAUGUUUAUACAAGCCCCGAGCAUCUUUAUGAUAAUAAAAAGAGUAUUGAAGAUGUGAUGCUUUACCAUUUUACCGAUGAAAUCAUUUUCAAAUCAAGUCACAACUUAAAGAUUUUGAAUGGGUAUAAAGUAUCCAUUAAAAUGAAAUACAAAAGAUGUAACCUCGGUCGAUCCUUUCGAGACACAUGGAUCAAAUCAUGGAGAUCAUGGGGACACGUCGUGGUCAAAGAUGGCGUAGCUACUAAGGGGCUAGGCGGGGCAGUGCCCCAGGGCCCUCAAGCUCAGGGGGCCCUCGAAUCUUUACCAGAAAAUCUCAAUCGAACUCAACUUUUGAAAAUUUCUGCCAUCUUCAAAAUAAAAAUGACAGUAAAAAAGAAGAAGAAAAGCGCUUUGUACGGCAUCUUGGGAUAUCAACCAAGUGAGGAUAUCCCGCCGUGCGUCUACAUUGCCGAUGGUAAAAUGGUGAAGGCGGAAUGA
This is a messenger RNA of Diatraea saccharalis (sugarcane borer), 783 nucleotides long. Lineage: Eukaryota; Metazoa; Arthropoda; Insecta; Lepidoptera; Crambidae. The record is from the annotation of a GenBank genome assembly.